This is a messenger RNA of Iphiclides podalirius (scarce swallowtail), 807 nucleotides long. The record is from the annotation of a GenBank genome assembly. Lineage: Eukaryota; Metazoa; Arthropoda; Insecta; Lepidoptera; Papilionidae.
AUGCGGUUGUUACAUUUAUUGCUUACCUGCCUAUUGAGUCUGUCGGUGGAGUCCGCUUUUGCGGAUCACUACCAUCCGGAGCGGGAAAGCGUCCCGAGUUCUAGACGAGCCACGGCCGACGGUGCCGAGCUCACGGCCAAGUACUGGUACGAUGAGGCCGAAGCGGGCAUCAGGGCGAGGCGGGCGCGGCUGCGCCAAGGGAAGGACGCCGUGGCGCGCAACGUAGUGAUGUUCCUCGGCGAUGGCAUGUCGGUGCCCACGCUGGCCGCCGCGCGCAUUCUCCUCGGCCAGCGCAACAACCGCCCCGGCGAAGAGGAACACCUCUCUUUUGAAUCUUUCCCCACCGUCGGGCUCACUAAGACGUACUGCGUGAAUUCUCAAAUAGCGGACUCAGCUUGUACGGCUACUGCGUAUUUGUGCGGAGUGAAAAACAACAAUGGAAUGCUCGGAUUGACAGCCGCUGUACCGCGCAGGAACUGCACAGCUUCGCUGGACACCGCCACUAAUGUCGAAUCUAUUGCUGCAUGGGCCCUACAAGACGGUCGCGACGCAGGUAUCGUGACAACAACGCGCGUGACCCAUGCUUCACCAGCUGGAGUCUAUGCCAAAGCAGCUAACAGAAACUGGGAGAACGAUGCUAGGGUCAGAGAAGAUAACCAAGAUCCUAAUAAUUGUCCUGAUAUUGCAUAUCAACUCGUGCAUUCAUCGCCGGGUAAACAUUUUAAGGCGGAGGAAGAAGAGAAUUCUUACCAACAAAUAUGGUUGAUGAGGAAGGAACCGCAGGUCGGCGAACUGAUGGACGCAAUU